Molecule: messenger RNA, 759 nt
Organism: Pelagomonas calceolata
Lineage: Eukaryota; Pelagophyceae; Pelagomonadales; Pelagomonadaceae
Source: the annotation of a GenBank genome assembly
UGGCAAUUGCCCCGACGCCGUCGGGUAGCCGUUUCCGAGUCGAAACGUCCCGUCCCACCUAUCCGCGGACCGCUUGGCGAUGUACGCCGCCUCCGCGGUCUGCUCGUCGUCGUCGUCGUCGUCCGAGGACGAAUCGUCGCCCGAGGAGGGCGGCCGCGGCUCGGGCACGCCCUCCAUGAGCGCGUCGACCUCGCCUCGGAGUUUCGAGGCCUCGUCCUCCUUGCCCAGCGUCCCGUAAAUCGCCACGAGCUCCAGCAGCACGCUCGCGCGGUCCAGCGCGGACGCCUCGCCCCGGCCCGCCAGCUCCUUCAGGAUGAGGAGCUGCCGCUCGUGCAUCGUCGCGGCCAUCUUGUGCUUCCGCUGCGCCGCGCAGGCCUUGGCGAGGUAGCCGAGGCAGUUCGCCGUCAGGCGGCUGUCCGGGUCCAGCGCCGACGCCCGCUCGAGCGCGGCGGCGUAGCACGUCUCCGCGAGGCCGGGCUGCUCCUUGCCCAUGGCGUCGAGGCCGUGCUCGAGCUCGCGCCGGAUCUCGCGGUGCGUGUCCUCGAAGGUCGGUUCGCCGAGCGGCUGGACGAUGGCCGCCAUUGUUGCUUGCUGCGGGGCUGCCUUCCUCCUUGCUUGUGGGCUGAUCCUUAUUCCUGGGCUGCUGCCGAGAGGCUCUUUUGUGAUCGCGUCGGCUCCGGUAACAGGCGCGGUCGAUGAUUCGUGCCGAGCGCUUGAACGUUUUGCUCUCGCGUGCGUCUCUGCGCACCAAAAACCGCG